Molecule: messenger RNA, 1832 nt
Organism: Cimex lectularius (bed bug)
Lineage: Eukaryota; Metazoa; Arthropoda; Insecta; Hemiptera; Cimicidae
Product: 4-coumarate--CoA ligase 1-like
Exons: 9
Coding region: 114-1712 (532 amino acids)
Molecular function (GO): CoA-ligase activity
Source: RefSeq, a predicted model, not a curated record
GAAAUUCGUCCUUUCAGUUUGUACUUCUCAGGUCACAGUUCUUAUGCUUUUGUGACACCGCUAUUUUCCUCCAAGAGGGCAGAUCCAGGUCAGUCGUCAUCGGUCAGCCAAACAUGGAUUCUCACCUUCAAGAUACUAAACGAUCCAGCCCUCCUCUGAACACUGAAGGAGCGUAUAAUGUUGUCGACUUUAUACUGCAGACAAUUAAGCAACACGGGAAUGAAAUCGCACAGAUUGAAAGUGAGACAAAAAAGUCGAUAACAUUUGAAGAAAUAAUAGGAAGGGUGAACUGGCUGGGCAGUCUCUUGGUGAACGCUGGCAUCAGGAACGGAGAUGUGAUCUGCAUAAUUUCUAAAAACAGCUUAGACUAUUCAUGGCUUCUCCUUGGAGCCUUGCAAGCCGGUGCGGCGUGUGCCUUGUAUUCACCGUACACAAAAAAGCGCGAAAUCGCUCAUUUUGUCAAAGUCUCGAAGCCGAGGUAUGUCAUAGCGCCAGAGAUAGAGGAUGAACAGCUCAGCGUCCUUCUUGAAAGUGAUGUAGAAGUGAUAUACACGACAUUCAAAUUGAAUCACUACGGGACCAAGAUCAGGCCGUACUCUGAACUCAUCAUCCCUGACUCAGAAGUGCGUGGAAGUGCCAAAUGGAAGAUAAGCACGUGCAAGGCUGAUCUAGACGACCCUGCCUUGAUACUUGCAUCAAGCGGAUCCACUGGACUUCCAAAAGGAGUGCUUUUAAGUCACAACAACCUUGUUUCAGCCCUUUGUCACAGCAAAUUGUUAAUGAGACGUAGUUCAAUCGGACUGGGCCUGAUGCCUUUUUUUCACGCCUAUGGCCUCGGACUCAUGCUCAUGGCACUCUGCGAGGGGACAAAGUUCAUCACAAUGUCAAAAUUUUCAAUGGACAAAUUUCUUGAAAUAGUUCAAACUUACAAGAUAAGUAAUUUAUAUCUUGUACCAUCUUUAGUUGCAUCACUUGGGAAAUCAGUGGGUGCGACAGCAAAAGAACUUUCGUCUGUGAGAGAGAUCUUUACAGGUGCUGGUCCGAUAACGUUGUCACAACAGAAGUCGCUUUUAGCAAAAUUACACCCUUCGGCUAAGCUGUACCACUCGUACGGCAUGACAGAAACCACAUUUGUCGUCCUCUUCGGCGAGCACAGGGAAGAUAAACCAGGCUCGGCUGGAACCCUCGUUCCUGGGAUUAAAGCUCAAAUAGUAACCGAAAAUGGCAAUUUGGUCAAACCCGGCCAAAUCGGAGAGUUGCAAUUAAAAGGGUCGCUUGUUAUGCUAGGCUAUUUUGAAAAUGAAGAAGCGACUAAUGCUACAAAAGACAAAAAUGGAUGGCUGCAUACCGGCGAUCUUGUUUUUAAAGAUAUUGAUGGAUAUUAUUACAUCAUUGAUAGGAUCAAAGAAUUAAUUAAAUACCAAGGGUUCCAGAUCUCCCCGACUGAACUGGAGCUGGCUUUACUAGAGCACAAGGCAAUCGCAGAAGUAGCUGUUAUAGGAGUGCCACAUGAGAUCUACGGGGAAGUCCCCAAAGCGUUUGUCGUCAAAAAUAAAGGCUAUGACAUCUCUGAAAACGAAAUCAUUUCCUUAUUGAGAAGUGAACAUAGCUCUUACAAACAACUCAGAGGGGGUGUCGAGUUCAUCGAGCAGCUCCCAAAGUCCCCAAGUGGAAAAAUACUGAAAAAGAAGCUGAGAGAGCUGGUCCAAUAAUUUAUAUUUAUUUAAUUGUUAAUUUUUUAUUGUAAUGGUUUUAAUUGUUAAAAUAAUUAUCUAUUGUGGCAUUUAUAUAUUUAAAAAAAAAACAAUUACAAAUAUAUUCUAGUCUAAAAA